CUAAGUUUACAUUAAUGAAACGAUGGCAGCAAUGUAACUAUGCUCUCCUAUGCAUGACGCAAAUAGUAAGGGAUCAGCGGUGAACGAGGCCACGCAUUGUCUGCCCCCCGCCCUCCCUUCGGUUGUCAGGAAGCAACCUGAUUGGCCGAGGCCUAGCAAAGAGUGGCCGGGGAUCCAAAACUGCAGGCCGCACUUAGCUUACCGUUAAAAAUAAACCAAAACAAUAACAGACAUAAUUGCGAAGGGGAGAUACGCCGAUAGACUCAGACGACUUCGUUAUCAGGGUUGCAUCCCUGAUGGAAGUCAGCCUCCUGUAUAACCUAUUGGUUGUAUUUCACUAAACCUUGGCAGUGGUUUUCUGGUUGAAAACAUGGACCAUGGUGGAGGGGUGCUGGAGUUACAUACACAGGAGCUGAAGAUGCCCCACACGAUGAUCAUGCAAGACUUUGUGGCGGGAAUAGGGGGUCUGGCUCACAUCGACGGGGAGCAUAUCGUGGUGUCUGUGCCAGAGGGAAUGCUUCUCUCCGAUGUGAUGACAGACGAAGGCAUCUUGCUGGAGCACAGCCUUGAGGUGGAGGGCCUGGAGACCCAGGUGGAGGAGGGCCUGGAGACGGAGGUGGUGGAGAGCUUGGAGACCGACGUGGAGGGACUGGAGGCCGAGGUAGUUGACGGUCUGCAGACCCAGAUAGUGGAGCUCCAAGCCCAGGUGGUGGAUGGACUGGAUGGGGAGGUGGAGGUCGAGGGUCUUGAGGUGGAGGACGUCGAGGCCCUGGAAGCCCAUGUUGUGGAGGGGCUGGAGGAGGAGGAGGUAGAGGUGGAAGGCAUGGAGGCAGAGGAGGUGGAAGGACUCGUGGUCGACGUCGGAGUAGAAAGUCACGAGAUCGUCAACGAGGACCUGGUGUCGUCGGAGCACAGCGUCAUCAUGCCCGAUAACAUUCUGGGCUCGGAGGUCGCCAUAGAGGAGGCUCUGGACCACCACCACCAUCACCACCACCACGUCCUGACCUCGCAGCUCAUCCAGGACUCGGACCACCACCACCACCACCACCACCACGACAUGACGGACCAGGUGUUUGUGGCCGAGCUGCUGUCGGACCACCAGGACAACACGCUGGACCAGCAGCUGGUGUCGGAGGGCGUGAUGGUGGCCGACAGGGAGACCAUCAUCCACGAGGAGCUGCCGGCCGAGUCGGUGGACCUGCAGACCGACGGGGACGACGACGCCCGGAGCAGCUCUGAGGACUACCUCAUGAUCUCCUUGGACGAGGUGGGGGAGAAGCUGGACAUAGGGGACACGCCUCUGGAGAUCAGCACUGAGGUGAUGGAGGACAAGGAAGCCAAAGAGCAGGAUGAGUCGGAGGUCAUCAAGGUCUACAUUUUCAAAGCUGAAGCGGACGACGAUUUGGGGGGAACCGAGGUGAUAACGGAGGACGACUAUCAGAACGGGCAUCCCGACCCGGAGGCGGCGUCGUCCGGGCGACUCGGCGUCGGCCGCGACAAGAUGAUCUACAUGUCGGUCAAGAACCGGACCAAAGUAGACGACGACGACGACGACACAGAGGAAGAUGACGACGAGGACGAGGAUGACGACGAGAGUGACGAAGACGACGAGGACGACGAAGACAUGAAUGAGAGUGACAUGGCUGAACAGGUGUAUAUGGAGGUGGUAGUAGAUCAGGAGGAGGAGGCUGCAGCACAGCCAACCGAGCUUCAUGACUCCAUAAACAACAAGAUGUUUGUGCCCGUGUCCUGGGCAAAUUCUUAUGGUAACUGUAUCGACGCGGGGAAGAACGGGGGCACCACGCCGUUCCUGCAGAUCAGGGACAACAUGGGCGCCAACCGCCUCCUCAAGACCAAGACCAAGAAGAAGAAAAAGGGCAAUAUGCGGCAGUGCCAGACCGGGUCCACAAUUAACACCUUCCACCAGCCAAUGGCGGAAAAUUUUGACGAAUCUGCAGCCGUCAUCAUCGGGCCGGACGGUCUGCCGCUGACCGUCUACCCCUGCCACCUCUGCGGGAAGAAGUUCCGCUCCCGGGUCUUCCUGAAGUGCCACAUGAAGAACCACCCCGACCACCUGCUGAAGAAGAAGUACCAGUGCACCGACUGCGACUUCACCACCAACAAGAAGGUCAACUUCCACAACCACCUAGAGAGCCACAAGCUGCUCAGCCACCACAGCGAGCGCUCGCCCGAGUACACGGAGUACGCCCGGCGCUACCACGAGUCCAGCCCGCUGGGCUCGGACAAGCUCAUCGUGAAGGACCGCGAGCCCAAGCUGCACCACUGCAAGCACUGCGCCUACGAGACGGCCGAGCAGGGCCUGCUGAACCGCCACAUGCUGGCGUCGCACAGCAAGAACUUUGCCCACGUGUGCGUGGAGUGCGCCAAGGGCUUCCGCCACCCGUCGGAGCUCAAGAAACACAUGCGCACGCACACGGGCGAGAAGCCCUACCUGUGCCCGCACUGCGACUUCCGCUGCGCCGACCAGUCCAACCUAAAGACUCACAUCAAGAGCAAGCACGGCGCCGACCUGCCCUUCAAGUGCAGCCACUGUCCGCAGGCGUAUGCCGACGCGCGCGAGCUGCAGCGGCACAUAGAGAUGGUGCAGGGCCACAAGACCCACCAGUGCCCCCACUGCGAGCACAAGAGCACCAACUCCAGCGACCUGAAGCGCCACAUCAUCUCGGUGCACACCAAGGACUUCCCGCACCAGUGCGACGUGUGCGAGAAGGGCUUCCACCGGCCGUCGGAGCUGAAGAAGCACGCCGAGACGCACAAGGGCAACAAGGUGCACCAGUGCCGCCACUGCAACUUCAACGCGCCCGACACCUUCACCCUGAGCCGCCAUAUCCUGUCGCUGCACACCAAGGACCUGCCGUUCAAGUGCAAGCGCUGCCGGCGGGGCUUCCGGCACCCGGCGGAGCUGAAGAAGCACAUGAAGACGCACAGCGGCCGCAAGGUCUACCAGUGUCAGUUCUGCGAGUACAACAGCACGGACGCUUCGGGCUUCAAGCGGCACGUCAUCUCCAUCCACACCAAGGACUACCCGCACCGCUGCGACUACUGCACCAAGGGCUUCAGGCGGCCCUCGGAGAAGAGCCAGCACAUAGCCCGGCAUCACAAAGACAUGUUGAUGUGAGGUUGUCUCACACACACACACACACACACACACACACACACACACACACACACACACACACACACACACACACACACACACACACACACACACACACACACACACACACACACACACACACACACACACACACACACACACACACACACACGCACACACUCCUCUCCCCCCCCCAGGAAACGCACCCACUGCUGUUCUCACUCUUAAGGACCAAGGGUUAACGGAUGUGGACGGUCAUGGGUGGAGAUGACGACCGUGACGUAAGACGUUCUCGUUGACCGUUCUGUGUGUUGACGUGAGUCCGACCUCCAAGCUCCCCAACACCCCCUAAAAACAAUGCAAGGAAGGGUGAGACUUGGAGAUUGUGCAAAGAAUAACAGGAGUCAAAAGUAGGGGGACAGCUGUAAUUUCUGUCAUGUUUUGUUGCAAAAGAAUCACAUAUGUACGUAUAUAUUCAGGGUUUCAAAAUUUCUAUAUUUUUAUACCCCUCAGCUGUAAUGCUGCAAGAAGACGACUGUGUCCUGUAUUAUAGAACGUGGUGCUUUGUGAACGUCACGCCAGGUAGACAGUAUGGAACAAGUACCGGGGGGACCUGCCUCCCUUCCAGUAUAUCCCCUCCCCCGAUCCCAACCCCCCCCUUAAAUAACCAGCUUUUAGCCACACCAUUUGUUUUUAACGCCAUCAUGCCAUUGUUCUAGAGGGGCAGGAGGAUGCUUGCACACAAAUGGCUUUGUAACCAUGUUUACAUGCAUAAUACAAGGAUAUUUCACAAAUUUACCAGUUGCGCUUCACGUUUUCUGUACACAGUGGUCAUGAGUCUGGUUGAACUAAUCAUGUAGAAUGUACAUAGCGUUGCAGAUGUUUAACGUGUGAGUCCAUGUGGUUUUUAUAACUGUCACGUGGUGUUUGGGGGAAAGCAGAAAUGGAGAUGCAAUUGAUACAUUAAUGGAAUAUCCCUUUUUUUUCUGUGAACAGGUUAACAAAGAAAACACAUUUAUUACACACAAAACCUUUUCCCACAGAUCCGUUUUUCGAACAUUGUAUUCUUGCAUCAAUGUUUUCAUGCUCCCAUGGGUUUCACAGUAAGGCCUGACUUCAGAGUCUGAGAUGAUCUGCUGUGAAGUGGGUGUGUGUGUUAGAGCUGCUGCUGAACGGUGAUUGAUGGGAAGGACGUGUGCUCGGCAGACUACCUGAGUUGCAAUCAUGUCCAGCAUCGUUGUUCACGCUUAACUCCUCGAGCAUUGAUUUUAGGCCAAUCAGCGAAUAAUUUCUUCUGUUUGUUUUCUUUAUGUUUCACACGCAUCAAUACCAUUAACUGAUGAAAGCCCCAUGCUUGAGUCAGUAGAAAGCACUUUAAUUUUUUUUUCUUUUUGUGUAUGAGAAGUAUGUGUCGUUCUGGUAUAAUGGACGAUUGUGGAUGUGACCAGAUGAGAGUGUUUUUGAUUGCAAUCUCUUGUUCUGAUGUUAAAAAAAUAUAUUGUUUUGUUCAAGAAGAGUCUUGUUGCGAGUGAAACCAUCUAUUGUUCUGUAUAUGGUUAAGUGAUUGGGUUUUGUGUUAAUGUUUGUGCUCACUAACAUCGGUUCCCAAAGGCCCAGGCCUACCUAACUGAAUCCCAAACGGGAGCUAUACCCUUUCAACAAAAUGGUUGACAAAUUGGCAUUAGUCUUAAGAGUAUGCACAUAUGCUGUCAUCAUAAAAAGGAAUUGUGGUAUAUAUUAAGAUCCAUACAUUUGUGUACCUUUUUAGCCUUUUUUUUUUUUUCAGUCUGAUUGUGGAUAAACUACUGGUGGGGAGGAUCCAAAAUAAACGAUUAUCUUUUAAUAUUGGUCGGUGCCUUUUUUCGAUUCCUCGAUUAUCUUUUUAUAUUUAUCUGUGCCUUUUCGAUUCCUCUAGGUAGCAGCUGUUCCUCUCCCCCUUACAGCGUCAGGGUUAUCAAGAAGAAGACAGGCUGGGUUGGAAUAGGAGGGCAACGGUAAAAAGUGAAACUGCAGUACUUAAGAUCACAGUGUCAUUAUGAAGGGACAGCAAUUUCUAUAAUUGGAAUUUUUGAAGAAUUGUUGAUAAGGGACCUCCUGUAGAAUAUUGCACUGUUGGCAUUUCAUAUUGCUAAGUCGAGUCCUUACUCCCUGCUGCCACCUGUCAACAUAAGAUGCAUGAAGCUUUAUCCUGCGGGAAAUGAAGCUGUAUAGAACCAGUUUUGCAUUGGCAUGGACACUUAAUCAGCAAGUCCUUGUCUUCAGCUCCUACAGAAUAUCACCCAUCAAUCACACGUUGCAGCGGUC
Molecule: messenger RNA, 5422 nt
Organism: Gadus chalcogrammus (walleye pollock)
Lineage: Eukaryota; Metazoa; Chordata; Actinopteri; Gadiformes; Gadidae
Gene: znf711
Product: zinc finger protein 711
Exons: 10
Coding region: 371-3139 (922 amino acids)
Biological process (GO): regulation of DNA-templated transcription
Cellular component (GO): nucleus
Molecular function (GO): metal ion binding; DNA binding
Source: RefSeq, a predicted model, not a curated record